GGCCCAGGGCGGCGCGCGGCAGUGAAAGAGCUCGAGGGCGAAACCCACGUUUUAGUCUGUCGCGUGUGUCGGUACGGCGCAUAUAGUAUCACUUCGCCCUCGCCGCUGAGAGCUCUCGGUGCUUGUGAUCGGGGGUGAGAGAUGCCGUGAGAGAAGAGGAGGCGCACGCGAAAGAUCGUGCGCGAAUCCCGCGAGAUCGUUCGCGAGACGAUGACGAGGACGGGACGAGAUGUUGUUGUCGUCGAUCGUCGCGGAUCACCGCGUAAAUCCCUCUCGUAAAACCCACGUCGGAUUUAAUCGGGACAUUUCCGACAUUAACGACGAGAGACGAGAGACGUAGCUCGAGUACAAAUUAUAAUAUUCGUCUCGUUGUAAAAAUUGUCCGCGGUUCGCGAAGUCUCCCGAGUCGCUGAGAUCUCCAGCCUCCAAUCGAAAAGUAUCGCCGGUUCAACGCAAAAAAAAGGUGUAUGCGCGAUAUCCUAUUAACGCUACGUCCGAUUAGAAUAUGUCGCACGAGUCUUUGAAAAAGCACACGAGGGGAAAAGGUCGAGCACGCUGCGACGAUCGCACCGCUCCGGUGCCCGAGAGAUGACUAUACUACUGCCGAGAAAACGAUAAGCCUAUUAUCAGCCAGCUUUAAGUGACGCGAGAUUGAUCGCGUAAAAAUAACCAGCGCGCGGCACAAAAAGAGAAAAAAAAACGUGGCGGGAAUGCGCGCCAAGUACACCUUGCGACUGCGGCGAUUAUAUCGGUACACCUAUCGUCCCACCUGCGGGCCGUGACUCGAGGUUGACUUCCGGUCUCGCGGUAUGCGUCUCGCGUGGCCUCGCUACGCGUCGCGGAUCGGAAAUGAUCGCGUCGAGUGACGACCGAGUCGAUUGGCGAGCGAGUUGUCCGUAAUAAGAUCAGAUGAUGACGGAUUCCCCGACACCAUCGACCAGCAGACAUCACGACGAUAAAUGCGACAAGCCCGAGAAAACCGAUAGGACGGUGUUCCUGCAAAUCCAGGACAUAAACAGCCAGGUAGCGCAAUUUCGGGAUUUACUCAUUAAUAUCGGACAACCGCGCGAUUGUCCGGAACUACGGGAGAAAAUACGAAGGCUACGUCGUAACUGUGUGGAGGCUUGCAAGAGCACCUCUCAACUGGUACUGCCGCAUGUGCAGAGCGCUAUGGACGUUGGAAUACCAGUGGAUAGUCCAAAUUUAGUGUUAUUAUUUUACGUGGUACAACUAUUUCUACGCGAGCUACACAAGAGCAAGAAUCUUAUACGAAUCGUACCCAUGGACAUGUCCGGAUAUUACGAGAGCCGCGCUGGUCCCUCGUAUAUCGGCAAUGUGGUCUCGCAGAUCCUCCUGUGCAAACAGAUCAGGCCGGAUUUCAACGAGGAGGAACUCUGCAGCAUCCGAAAGGACUCGGAAGAGAUCGGUCAGCUGAUAUCGGAGCUACAAGAAUUCAUGCCCCAAUCCGAGGCUGACACGGAAAAACCUGUGGCCCUUCAUAGCACUGGGAACAAAAUCAAUCGGAACAACGGAACACGAAGAAUGCACCGAUGGAGCAGCAACAGAGAUCGACAAUCGUCCUAUUUCCGCAGCGGCUUUAGAUUUUUGUGCUGUGCCGCGAGCACAAAUUAUGUUUAACGUAUAAUUCGUUUUUAUCGAUUUAAAGAUACGAUAUUUUCGAUUAUAUGUGUAUGAAAAUAAUUAUUGCGCACCGAUACUUUUGCAAUGAUUCCGACUAUAUUUCGUAAAAUAACGUUGACAGGUAUCUUAGCUCGUAAACGUAUGAGAGGAAAGUUUAAUUUAUAAAGUACUUCAAGUAUUCUGUAUCUAAUUAUGUGAUAAUUUAUUCCAGCCGGAACUCAAAGUCUCUCUUAUCCAAACUUUGAUAUAUUACGUCUUUACUUUUACCGUAAUUUUUGUUCGGUAAAACUUUUAAUGUUACGCGCGUUUAUUUAUCGCAAUUUUUUAAUUUUACGACGUCAUCCUCCAAUUUAUUAUUAACAUGCUCAUCUGUCUUAGAUUAUUUUUUUUUUUUACGGAAAACAGCGGAUAACGAUAAAAUGUCAACAAUAAUGCCGGAAGACACGUGGAAGCCUAACCGAGGCCUAAACUUAUCCUACUUGAGAAAUAUCCUCGAAACAAACUUUUAAUCACAUAGCUGGUGACAAUCAAAGAGCAGGAGCUCGAAACUCUAAUACCGAAAAUUAUUAAGAAGUCGCACCAUAAUGAAGACGAGUAAUGGACGACGAGGAUAAAGAAGAGGGAAUUUCAGCCUCACUUUUUACACCUCUCAGCAAGAAUUCUAGUGGCACUCGAUACCCUUUUCAUUUUUUUGAACGCCCUCCUAUACUCUUCUCAGAAUUUCCAAGUCGCGGAACAAAAGGCGCUCUGGCAUUAUGAGGGGAGAAACCCUUUAUUCAAGUUCGCUAAAAUCCUUUAAUUAAUCCUACUGAUACAUUGUUUCAAAUCUAAUUUGGGUGUGUGUGUGGUGUUUGUAUGUGUAUGUGUGUGUCUGUAUGUCUGAGUCCCUUCCCAAAUCAUAUUCCUUGAGAAUUCCUUGAGAAUUAACGUCAAUUUUCCCAAUUUAUCGCGUUUAAAUCUUUCAACGCAUGUAUUAAUUUUAAUCAAAGGUUUCGACUCGAAAUACUCAUACUCGUAAUCAAAGUUAGUUAAUAUUAAUCUAAUCAAGUCUAAGUCUUUAAAUUCUAUAUGAAAAAUCUAGACGAAUAUAUUAUAUAUGAAAUAUAGAGAGAAUCGUCAGAAUAAUGUGUCUAUGUCAAAGCGGUAGAUACAUAUUGUGGAACAAUUAUGUCCUAGCAUAUUUACAAGUGAGUGGACCAACCUCGAUCUAUUUAUAACGCGCGAUGGGCACACACGCAAUGUAGUCUUCUAGUAUGCGCGUUUCGCAUAUAUAAUAUAGGAUGUCCCAAAACGACGCGAAUGUUCUUCUAGUAACAAAUUCUCUUUGACCGAUUCGGAAACGAUUUUUCCUUGGCUGAAAUAUCGGGGUAUCAAUAAUUUUCUAAUUAUAAACGAUUAAAAAAAAGGGCUUUUUCACAAGAUAAAUCUUGUAGAAUCAAAAGAUUAAUAUUACAGAACAACUUUUCAGUUAAUUAUAGCUGGGAUUUAAAGAAUCUUAAUAUUUUAGACUUAGUUUAAGAUAUAUGACGGAGAAAAAUGAUGACCUUCUUCGAUAUUUUUGCUAAAGAAACACCGACUCCAAAUUAGUCAGUGCUAUUAAAAGGACAUCUGGUCUUUUACGUAUAGGGCAUCCUACACAUAUAGGUACUAGAGAUUAUUUACAAAGCAAUACGUAGAUAUACGCACACGCGCGCGCACAUAUAUCUACACCUACACACACACAGACACACGUACACAUGUGCAAGACGUACGCAAAACUUGCGUGUUGCGUGAUCAUGAUUUUAAUCCUAAACAAAAUCGAUAUUAUAAAAGUAAAAUAUGGUAAAAAAUGCUCUUAAAUUGUAAUAAUAAUUAUUUUUAUCUCCAGCGAUUCUCUCGCAUAAAUAAAGCGCGUUAUCGUUUUUGGAUUAAUAAUCAUAUUAUAAUCAUAUGAUAAAAAAUAUUAUUAGCAAACAUAGAGGAAAAAAGAGAAUUAAUAGCCUCUAAGGCCGGUAUUCAUUUAAAUUAAUCAAUGGCUGCAUUGUAGUUAUUUGAUUGGUUGAAUGAGUUCUUAAGAUGAUCUUAAGGCCCGGUUCCACAACGCGAGUUAAUCCGAGUUUAAUACGUUAAACUGGGUCCUGAUUGGUCCAUUCACUCCUUAAACUCGGAUUAACUGGAUUGUGGAACCGGGCCUAAAUGUAAGACCGGACUAUGAAUACCGGUCUAAGAACAUUACAACACACACACAUAGACACAAUUGUAAUUUAUGAUCGUGCGUAUAAU
Camponotus floridanus (Florida carpenter ant) is the source of this 3903-nucleotide messenger RNA. RefSeq lists its product as uncharacterized. The transcript is spliced from 5 exons. The record is from RefSeq and is a predicted model, not a curated record. NCBI's taxonomy places the organism in Eukaryota, Metazoa, Arthropoda, Insecta, Hymenoptera, Formicidae. Gene Ontology annotation, biological process: G protein-coupled receptor signaling pathway. The coding region runs from base 910 to 1638 and encodes 242 amino acids. Gene Ontology annotation, cellular component: membrane; neuron projection.